GCAUGCCUAAUCAAGGAGAAGACUGCUAUUUUUUUUUCUAUUCUACAUGUACCAAAGGUGACAGCUGUCCAUUCCGUCACUGUGAAGCUGCACUAGGAAAUGAAACUGUUUGUACAUUAUGGCAAGAAGGGCGCUGUUUUCGACAGGUGUGCAGGUUUCGGCACAUGGAGAUUGAUAAAAAACGCAGUGAGAUUCCUUGUUACUGGGAAAAUCAGCCAAUGGGAUGUCAAAAGCUAAACUGUGCUUUCCAUCACAACAAAGGACGUUAUGUUGAAGGACUUUUCCUACCUCCAAGCAAAACUGUGUUGCCCACUGUGCCUGAGUCACCAGAAGAGGAAGUGAAGGCUAGCCAGCUCACAGUUCAGCAAAACAAAUUGUCUGUCCAGUCUAACCCCUCCCCUCAGCUGCGAAGUGUUAUGAAAGUAGAAAGUUCAGAAAAUGUUCCUAGCCCCACACAUCCACCAGUUGUAAUCAAUGCUGCAGAUGAUGAUGAAGAUGAUGAUGAUCAGUUUUCUGAGGAAGGUGAUGAAACCAAAGCACCUCUCCUACAGCCACCUCCUGAAGUUCAUAACGGGUUACGAGUAACUUCGGCCCGGAAACCUGGGGUCAAUUUAAAGCAAGGUGAAUGUUUGAAUUUUGGAAUAAAAACUCUUGAGGAAAUUAAGUCAAAGAAAAUGAAGGAAAAAUCCAAGAAGCAAGGUGAAGGUUCUUCAGGAGCUUCCAGUCUUUCACUCCAACCUCAGCCCGUUCCAGGUCCUGAAAAAGAGAAUGUCCGGACUGUGGUGAGGACAGUAACUCUGUCCAACAAACAAGGAGAGGAGCCCUUGGUAAGACUGAGUCUCACUGAAAGACUGGGGAAACGGAAGUUUUCAGUAGGUGGUGACAGUGAUCCUCCCUUGAAGCGCAGCCUUGCACAGAGGCUAGGAAAAAAAGUUGAAGCUCCAGAAACUAACUCUGACAAAACACCAAAGAAAGUUCAAGUUUCCAAGUCUCUGAAGGAGCGAUUAGGCGUGUCAGCUGGUGCAAACAGUGAGGAAGCAGCAGAGAGAGUGACUAAAAUUGGUGAGAUCCAUGUGAAGACCUUGGAAGAAAUUCUUCUUGAAAGAGCCAGUCAAAAACGUGGAGAAUUGCAAACUAAACUCAAAACAGAAGGACCUUCAAAAGUUGAUGAUUCUACUUCAGGAACAAGAAGCUCCUCCAAUAUCCGAAUCAAAACCUUCUCUGAGGUUCUGGCUGAAAAGAAACACCGACAGCAGGAAGCAGAGAGACAAAAAAGCAAAAAAGAUGUAACCUGUAUCAAGCUAAAGACUGACAGUGAAAUUAAAAAAUCUGCAGUCUUGCCGCCCAUAGUUGCCAGCAAAGGACUAUCAGAGGACCCUGCAGGCAGAACAAAGCCUAUGCAGGAGGUGCAUAUCAAGACACUGGAGGAAAUUAAACUGGAGAAGGCCCUGCGGGUACAGCAGAACUCUGAGAGCAGCUCCAGCGCCCAGCCUCUGCUUGAGGCCACCCCAGGUGCAAGGCGGCUUCUCCGAGUCACCAAAAAAGCAGGUAUAAAAGAAGAAAAGAAACUUCAAGAAGAAAGUGAAGUUGUUUCUCAGAACAGUGUUAAUAGGACAGAGGCUAAAGAGGCUUCAGGUGAGACUGUAGGAGCUGACAUCACUAAAAUUCAAGUCAAGAGAUGUGAAACCAUGAGAGAAAAGCACAUUCAGAAACAGUCGGAGAGGGGAGCCUCACAGAAGGAAAAAUCAGUGUUGACACCCCUUCUGGGGGAUGUGCUCACUGCUGUGCCAGGCAUCACACGGCACCUGACAAAGAGACUUCCCACAAAAUCAUUCCAGAAGGUGGAGGUAGAAACCUCAGGGAUUGGGGACUCAGUAUUGAAUAUAAAAUAUGCAGCACAGACCUUGGAAAAAAAGGGAAAAGCUAAACCCAAAGUGAAUGUGAAGCCAUCUGUGGUGAAAGUUGUCUCAUCUCCCAAACUGCCCGCAAAACGCAAGGCAGCAGAGGUCCAUCCCGCUGUCAUUGCAGCUGUAAAGCCACUCAGCAGUAGCGGUGUCCUGCAGGAGAGCCCGGCCAAGAAAGCAGCUGUGGCUGUUGUCCCACUCUUCUCUGAGGAUAAGUCAGUCACCAUGCCUGAGACAGAAAAACCUAGAGACAGUGUUGUGCUGCCUCCAGCUCAAUCUUCUUCAGCUCCCUCCCCACCGGAAGUGUCUGGCCCUUCCUCAUCCCAGAUGGCCACAAAAACUCGCCGACUCAGCUCUGCCUCAACAGGAAAGCCACCACUCUCUAUGGAGGAUGAUUUUGAAAAACUAAUAUGGGAAAUUUCAGGAGGCAAAUUAGAAGCAGAGAUUGACCUGGAUCCUGGGAAGGAUGAAGAUGACCUUCUUCUUGAGCUAUCAGAAAUGAUUGAUAGCUGAAGGUGGUAGUAGAACAUUUAAACAAAAAAAAAAAAACCUCGCCAAAAAACUGGACUUAGUUUCAUCUAUUGUAACAUUUACCAAGAUGAUCAUUUCUUUAGUCUAGAAUUUCCCCAAAACCAGAAGUAUACCUCUGAAUUAUAUGUAUGUGUCCUGGAUUCCUUGGGAUGAGAUUUUUAAACUCCCUUGACAACCAUUUUGUCCAUCUGAUGCCAUGAUUUAGCAUCUUUGAGAAAAAAGUUGUGUCUUACCCCUCUUGCCACAAAAAGACAGAGGGAGGGAGAUUCAAGUGAAAGAGGGUGCAAGAAAAUCUAGUGACUCCUUGAGGUGUUUGUCAGUUUUGGCUUUUUCCCCUUUGUUGUAUUAUUUCUUUCAUGUAUUGUCUUAGCUAUACUUAAUGUUGCCCAAGUUUGAAAAGGAAUGAAGACAGCUGCUACCAUUAAGGACCAAAUUUCAUGCUAGCACUAUACUACAACAGCAAAAAUCCACUCAGUCUGUGUUAAAUUGUAUGUCUAUUUAAAGGUAUAUGGAGAGUCAACUAAGCUUUAGAGAGAGCUGAGCAGCUCAGAAAGCCUGUAAUCUGGACAUUACUUUUUGGAUCUGAUUUUCAUACUUCUGCUGCUCUGUAAACCUCUGAAAAGCAAUAGCUAAUUUAUUAUUACUGUAAUUUGUUUAAGGCUUUAAAGUGCCUCAGGGGUCCUAUGAAACUAAUUUUCUAUUUCUGGGAUUCCCUGGAUUUGUAAGAGAUGGUGACAAAGUAUUAGAGGAAUUCUGUCUUUAAUAUAAAAGUUGUCCCUUCUCUUCGGUACUUGUCUCUUACUAACAUUGAAUUAUCACAGAGAUAAAAAUUGGUUAAUUUUUUAUUAGUAACUCUCCCAGCAAACUCCUUUUGCCCAGUAUUUAUUUGAGGCCCUUUAACCACUUUAGGGGAAAAAAAUAACUCAUGCAAGUCGCCAAUAUUUCUCUCUGGACUGUAGCAGUGCACAGAAUUGUACUGUCAGCAGGGAUUACUGAGACGCUCUGGGGGUGUAUUGUAUACCUUCCAGUUUUCUUCAUUUCUGAAUUGGAUUUUCUUUUGAUGUUGGUCUCCUUCAUAUCACCUCAAGGUUUAGACUUGUGGAGGAACAAGUAUGAUGGAGAUAAUAGUCUUGAAAAGAGACAUACUGUACAUAAUCAGAAGGAAAAGGAAAGAAGGACUUGUCUACUUUGACGUUUUGCUGUAGGUGGCCACUUUUGUUUCUCAUAGGGAAAUCUGACCCACCUAUCAUGUUGGCUCCUAAGGAACUGCUGUUGUAAGCGGCUCAUCAAGAGUUGAACUUCAUGUAGCCUUGUCGGGAAUAUGGAAAAGGAAGAAAGCCACGGGACUGCUCAUUCAGUCUUGGGAAGAUCUGGAUGACUCUGCACAAGCAAAAAUGACUUGAAAUUUAUGUAUAGACACUUCUCUACCAGUCCAUCUUCAGCUGACUGAAUGUUGUAUAAUAGCCCUUCUCCAAAGCAGGGGUGGAAUGUUCUGGUUUCACCGUAGAUUUUUUACUCAUUUCAUUUUGGGAAUUGGCGUAUAAAUUCCAGGUCCCUUUUGUAUAUAACCUUUAUUCUUUUGCUUUUUUAAAAGUUUGUUUCAUAUUUAUAGCCCUUGUAUUAGUCAGUGAUUCAUGUUCAGCAUUAUUUGAACCAUUUGCCAUUACAGAAAGAGAAAUACUUAUUUGUGUUUUAAAUAAAACUGGCAUAGGAAAGUC
Messenger RNA from Talpa occidentalis (Iberian mole), 4153 nucleotides. It is a transcript of the gene ZC3H11A, whose product is annotated as zinc finger CCCH-type containing 11A. The record is from RefSeq and is a predicted model, not a curated record. Lineage: Eukaryota; Metazoa; Chordata; Mammalia; Eulipotyphla; Talpidae. Gene Ontology annotation, molecular function: metal ion binding. The coding region runs from base 3 to 2417 and encodes 804 amino acids. The transcript has 16 exons.